CGGCAACACACUCAGCAGGAUAGAGUAGCAUCCAAUACUAGAGACGGCAGAAGAUCAGAAUCAUCGGCUCCUCCACUGGCCUCGCAAAACUCCCUGGCACCAACCGACAUGCUAAACCUUGCAUACAUUAUUCACCCUUGUUUCGAGAACUGUUCACCGACCCCUGGAAAUGCUGUUGAAGGCGUCGACGAAUCAAAUGACCAUUACCUCGACGAACUCAUGAUGAGUUGCGACUGCUUGGGACUGACAUUGGGCCAAUUGAACAUCCUGCUUCCCCGGUAUUUUGAAGUAUACACCGCCUUCCAACUGUUUCGACUUCCAGAAAUUCAAACAAAAUUGCGGCAAAUCCCCACAGUAGCUCAAAGAACGGCUCUGUUGGCAUCUAUGCUCGCAUUUGCACUCAAGGACCUCGAUCAUCACGAUGUGAACAAUAUGACACAAGAGCAUGUCUUAACCCACUCGACGGGCGUUCCAAGCAUCCAUUUUCGUGCUCUGGCGAUCAAAUACAUGGAGCAAGCGAUGACUGAGCUCGGAGACGAAGCAGUGACCUUACCUCUCCUUCAGGCGAUGAUUUUGAACACACAUUGUAUCCUCGUCCAAGGGGUACGGGGGAGGCCUUGGCGGUAUUUGGGAACUUGUAUCAGAAGUGCUUACGAGCUGAACCUGCACCUUAUCGACGCCGGCAAGCCUCAUGGCCAGGCUCUUUCUACAAAUGCAGAGCAAUGGUGCAUCGAGGAAGAAUGGCGUCGAGCGUGGUGGGCAAUCUGGGAAAUGGAUGUGUUCGCCAGCUUCAUUCGCCGCUGCCCGACUGGAAUUGACUGGUCUCAAAAUGAAACAUUUCUGCCAGCUGAAGACGAAAGAUGGUAUCGUGGGGAACCUCAAGCAAGCUGUUUGUUGGGACUUUCCCUUGUCAAUCGAUGGAAAUCGCUAGUCGCUACCCAAAACCAAUCACCCAAGGCUUGGUUCAUUCUCAUCAAUUCAUUGAUGAAAGAUGCACAAAACGUCUCCAGUCCAACCAGCAUUGACAAGUUCCAUUUGUCACAUCGUGACCCCACUCAAGAUGUUGAGCAAGCUGUUGCACAAGACGUGCGAAGACGUCAACAGCAGAAGAAGACCUCGGACAUCAAUAGACUUGAUACCGUGUUGAAUUGUCUACAUUGUACAGUCGCGGCUUUACCAAAAAGGCUCAAGUAUCACGGUCAGUAUCUGAACUUUGGAGGAAUUGAUACAAAGCGUCCCGGCGCCAUAACACAAAGACUGACAGACAGUUUUGUCUACGGAAUCUACCUCAUGACUCAACUGACGAAAAUGAUGGUGCUGAAGUACCACGUCUUCCGCACAGGAGCGAAAUGGACAAUGGCGAGGAACACGGACUCGGCAGACAAUGUCGCUACUGCAAACGAAGCAGGUACACUCACGGAUCAUCAUGCCAUUCUGUCUCCAUCAAAAGCCGAAUCACAACAUCUGGCUCAAUAUUUCGAAGCGGCAGACAAUGUUGUAAACAUCGUCCGGUGCUGUCCCGAAGACCAUUACAAGCACCUCAAUCCCUUUCUUGCUAGUACUACAUGGCUAUCGGGAGCUAUCCAACUCCUGCACCGCAGUCUUCUGGCAAAUGGUUGCUCGGACAGAGAGUUGAUCGAUUCGAAAUUUGAGUUGGUGUCCAUGACUUACCUUAAGGCUGUGGGAUUUUGGAACAUGUCCCAGGUACCAUUACGAAAUUGGGAGACUAUUGCAAAUGGCUUGGAGAACGUCAAGGUUGGUCCGAGCACGGAGGACCAUGAUCAGCAUCAAACGCCCUGGGUUUUCACCGGAGGGAACGUGAGCCAUGUUCCCAUUACGGAGCAAGCAAACAUAUCAUCCUCGACAGCACUGUCCAAUGCGAACAGCAAAAGUGGUGUGAUCGACCAGUGCUUCAGAUACCUUAUCGACGACAGUAAGCAGAGGACCGGCAUGGCUCCAGAUCCUGCUCCCACAGAUCUCGCUCUCGCGUCAACCAUGCAAGCACAACAGCACCUGCCGUACACCCCACUCUCGAACAAUACAUACGCCCCAGAGCAUUUACUCACACAGACUCAGCAGAGUCUCGGUAUCAUGUCUUCAGAAUAUGAUGCAGAGACAGUACGAAUGCCUUCAUUCGGUGGCACCGAAGCUCACCCUACCUUCUCGCCCCAGUUUCUGGACUGUAUGCCCUUUGCAACGGACCGGGCCAUGAACAUGGACUUUUCAAACUAUCUUGACGAGAUAUUGUCGGGCUCAUAUGUGCCCUGA
Messenger RNA from Exophiala xenobiotica, 2268 nucleotides. RefSeq lists its product as uncharacterized. Gene Ontology annotation, cellular component: nucleus. NCBI's taxonomy places the organism in Eukaryota, Fungi, Ascomycota, Eurotiomycetes, Chaetothyriales, Herpotrichiellaceae. The transcript has 2 exons. Gene Ontology annotation, molecular function: zinc ion binding; DNA binding. The record is from RefSeq and is a predicted model, not a curated record. The coding region runs from base 109 to 2268 and encodes 719 amino acids. Gene Ontology annotation, biological process: DNA-templated transcription.